UCCGGAAUGGGAACCACCUUGGCAAGAGCGAUAUCAAGAACAUCUGCCGCAUCUUCCUGCCAAGAUCCAGGACCACCGCCCGAUGGAGGUCUGCAAGCAUGGGUUCAAUGUGCAUGUGUGCAUCUCACCAUCUUCUCCACCUUUGGCUACAUCACCAGUUUUGGCGUAUUCCAGACGUACUAUCAGAACACUCUCGGUGUAAGCCCAUCCGCCAUAUCCUGGAUUGGAUCCAUCCAGAUUUUCCUUCUCUUCGGAAUUGGCACCUUUACUGGCCGAGCUACUGAUGCUGGACUCUUCAGGCCCGUAUACAUCUCCGGCGCUGUGUUCCAGAUCGUUGGGAUAUUUUGUCAAGCGCAAUGCAAGACGUUUUGGCAACUCUUUCUUGCUCAAGCUUUGUGUAUCGGUAUCGCGAAUGGCCUUCAAUUCUGUCCGGUUAUGUCUUUGAUCACCACAUACUUUGCCAAGAAGCGAGCGCUCGCUGUGGGCAUUACUGCCGUCGGCUCUUGCACGGGAGGAGUCAUCUUUCCUGUCGUUGUUCAGCAGCUGCUUCCAAAGGUCGGUUAUGCUUGGACUAUCAGAGUGAUUGGCUUCAUUAUGGUCGCCAUCAAUAUUAUUACUAUCUCUCUGCUCAAGACACGCUUACCACCGAGAAAGUCCGGGCCUCUGGUUGACUGGGCGUCAUUCAAGGAGACGCCCUUUGUCCUGUAUUGCGUGGCAAUGUUCUUCAAUUUCUGGGGACUGUACUUUGUCUUCUUCUACAUCGGUGCGUAUGGUCGAAACGUUCUCGGCGUAAGCUAUCAGCAGUCCAUCAACCUUCUUCUGACCGUGGUUUCGGUUGGAUUCGUCUUUCGACUUGUGCCUAAUUACUUCGCUGAUAAGAUUGGUUCUCUCAACACCCUCAUACCGUUUGCCUACCUCUGCGGUAUUAUGAUGUUCGGCUGGAUCGGAAUCCAUUCGGAAGCCGGCCUCUUCGUGUUUGCAGCCAUCUACGGAUCUGGGUCUGCCUGCAUACAGGCUCUUUGGCCGGCUGUGAUAGGCAGUCUGAACAAAGUACCGGACCUGAAGAAGGCGGGAGUGAGGAUGGGCAUGGCAUUCACUGUCGUCAGCUUUGCGAGUCUUACAGGACCACCCCUUGCUGGAGCAAUUGUGCAGCAGAUGGGAGGAAACUAUCUAGGAGCACAGCUAUGGGGAGGAAUCAGCUUCUUCACAGGCGCCACUUUACUGGUGGCAACCAGAGUGUCAUUGGUCGGCUGGGAUCCGAAGGGUCGAAUCUAGACUUCAUUCAUGGCUUGUGACCGAUCGAAGCACAUUAUCGAGGAAAAGACUUUUGGCAUGACCACUGUUUCAGCACCGGGUUCCUCUCGGAUGACGUGCCCUUUGUUGCUGCUUUCUCAGGAGGCGGGCGAGCUUGCGAAAGAUGCAGACUUCAUACUUCCCAUGAUAUCCGAGCUUUGCUUUCGAG
Molecule: messenger RNA, 1462 nt
Organism: Pseudocercospora fijiensis CIRAD86
Lineage: Eukaryota; Fungi; Ascomycota; Dothideomycetes; Mycosphaerellales; Mycosphaerellaceae
Exons: 2
Coding region: 7-1275 (422 amino acids)
Biological process (GO): transmembrane transport
Cellular component (GO): fungal-type vacuole membrane
Molecular function (GO): transmembrane transporter activity
Source: RefSeq, a predicted model, not a curated record